AUGUCUUCACUACGCUUGACAAAUUGGCUCACACGGUCUCUAUUGAGAUAUAGUAAAGUUCAACAAAUCUCAAGGAUCCAAAAAAGAUUCUACGCCGUAGUUGAUGACCCACGAGUAACGAAAGGGCUUAUUCUUGGUGUAUAUCAAAAGGAAGGCGAAAAGGAUCCCAAGUUAACGCCUAGUGGCGAUAAAUUUGAUGACCGUGUACAAGGCAAGGUCUCCGAGCUCAUCAAAGAAUGCAACAUCACUGGUACUCUAGGUAAAGGAAAAGUUUUUAAUAACAUCGACCAAGAGUAUAGAUCGGUAGCUGUCAUUGGAGUGGGCCGUGAAGGCGCUGGAUUCAAUGAACUGGAAAUGAUCGAUGACGGCAUGGAAAAUGUCAGAAUAGCGACAGGUGUUGGAGCUCGUAGCCUACAAUUGCAAGGCUGUUCAGAGGUGUUCGUAGAUUCCAUGGAGUAUCCAGAGCAAGCUGCCGAGGGCAGCGCUUUGGCUGUAUGGCGUUACAAUGAUAAUAAGCAAAAGAAAAAUCGAACCAACGUCCCGAAACUGGAGCUCUACGAUUCACCGGAAGUAGAUGCCUGGACACGAGGCCUCUUCAAAGCUGAGGCUCAAAAUCUUGCACGUCGUUUAAGCGAUGCGCCCGCGAACCAAAUGACCCCCACUACGUUCGCGCAAGCAACGGUUGACGCUUUAUGCCCCUGUGGUGUAACUGUGGAAAUACGCACAAUGGAUUGGAUUGAGCAGCAGCAUUUGAACUCGUUUUUAACGAUAGCCAAAGGUUCGUGCGAACCACCCGUCCUGCUUGAGAUUAGCUAUUGUGGUACUGCACCAGAAGACAAACCUAUUUUGCUUUUGGGUAAAGGGAUGACAUUCAAUAGUGGUGGCAUUUGUUUACGCCCUGCUGAUGGAAUGGAAGAAUAUCGCGGCGCCAUGGCGGGUGCUGCUGUUGUAGUAGCAGCUAUACGCGCAUCUGCUGCGUUGUCCUUACCUGUUAACAUAUCGGCAGUUAUUCCGUUGUGUGAAAACAUGCCGUCAGGCAUGGCUGUGAAACCGGGAGAUAUUGUCACUUUAAUUAACGGUAGAACCUUGGCGAUUAGAAACACUGACAAAGCCGGAGUUGUAGUUAUGGCCGAUCCGCUAUUGUACGCGCAAAAUACCUAUAAGCCGCGCUUGGUAGUGGACGUCGCCACGUUGGGUAAUGGUGUUGUUAAAGGUUUAGGAGGUGGAGCUACAGGAAUUUUCUCAAAUUCUCAUUACAUAUGGAAGCAAUUCCAAAAAGCAGGUUCUUUAACUGGAGAUCGCAUGUGGCGUUUGCCUUUAUGGCGUUAUUAUAGACAACUUGUGGCAGACAACGUCAGCUUUGACAUCAGCAAUGAUGGAGUCGGUCCCGCUUCAAGUUGUUUAGCUGCCGCAGUGCUUCAUGCAAGUUUUAUAGCUUGUUUUCUCCAUUGCCCGUAUUAAUUUUUCUUUACUUGAUAUGAUCCCAUAGGAAUUUGUGCCAUGUGUCGAUUGGGCACAUUUGGAUAUUCGCGGCGUUGGUAUGCUAACCAGAUAUGGAACUGUGCCAUAUUUAUUAAAGAAUCGCAUGACAGGCCGUCCAACAAGAACUCUAAUUCAAUUCUUAUAUCAGAUGGCCUGUCCAGAUGCAGCGCAAAACAAAUAAGAUUAAAUUGCCGAUGCCC
Molecule: messenger RNA, 1682 nt
Organism: Glossina fuscipes
Lineage: Eukaryota; Metazoa; Arthropoda; Insecta; Diptera; Glossinidae
Product: cytosol aminopeptidase-like
Exons: 7
Coding region: 1-1461 (486 amino acids)
Biological process (GO): proteolysis
Cellular component (GO): cytoplasm
Molecular function (GO): metalloaminopeptidase activity; manganese ion binding
Source: RefSeq, a predicted model, not a curated record